AGACGAUGGUUCAGACGAUGUGGCUCUGACGUUAAAGGUUGAUGGUUGAAUGUUUACUUUAGUUCCUGUCUCUGCAAUAUUUGUUCAGGAAUGAAACAAAAUCAAUUCUCUGGACAAACUUGAGCAUGUCAUAUUAAUAUGCUCCUAGUUUGGAACAUGACUUAGGUUCUUACAUAUGUAGAAAUCAUGAUAUGGCUGGCAUCAUAUUUACAACUGACAUUUAUGUCCUAAACUCCUAAAGAAAGCCCUCCCAGACUUCUAUUUCAAAAUUUCAAGGACAAUUUCUAUAGUAGAUUGGUUUUUACUAUGUCUUCAAAUACAAUAGUUGUUGUUAACAAGGAGCCAUAUGAUGGGGGGAAACAAUUAAAAUCUGAUGGACCUGAUAAAAGUGAUGAUCUUAAGAUUUUGUGGUUUGACAUAAGCCAUCUUAGUUCUGUUAAUCAAUUCUUCGUUUGCUGUCUUGCUAUCUUCAUAUUUUACUUACUUUAUGGUUACCUCCAGGAACUUUUGUUUACAUUAGACAGCCUGAAAACAUGUGGAUGGUAUCUUACCCUCAUUCAGUUUGGAUAUUAUUCUAUUUUUGGGAUUAUAGAAAUGAAACUGAGAGGCUUGAGGGGAAGGAAGAUUCCUCUGAAAAUUUAUUUCAUACUUGCAUUCCUUACAUUAGGAACUAUGGGCUUUUCCAAUUCAUCUCUGCAGUACCUUAACUACCCAACUCAGGUCAUCUUUAAAUGCUGUAAACUAAUUCCCGUGAUGAUUGGAGGAAUUUUAAUCCAAAAAAAAGUGUAUGGUACACUUGAUUUUUUAGCUGCUUUUUGUAUGUGCCUUGGACUUACUCUCUUCACAUUAGCUGAUAGCCAAAUAUCUCCUGUAUUUAGUUCAAUGGGAGUUUUGAUGAUAUCAUGUGCCUUACUGUGUGAUGCAGCGAUUGGAAACGUCCAGGAAAAAUCAAUGAAACUUCAUAAAGCCAGUAAUGCAGAAGUUGUUCUGUACUCUUACAGCAUUGGCUUUGUGUACCUUCUUGUGAUUCUACUUUUUAGUGGAAACUUGACUCAAUCCGUUAGGACGUGCUCACAGAAUCCUCCAUUUACAUAUGGAUUUUGUUUACUAUUUGCACUCACUGGGUACCUUGGUAUUCAGGUGGUUUUAAUACUUGUUAGAACAAGUGGUGCAUUGGCUGCAGCAACAGUCACAACAUGUCGUAAAGCUAUUUCAAUUGUGAUAUCUUUUUUAUUUUUUGCCAAACCAUUCACAUUUCAGUAUUUAUGGUCCGGACUCCUUGUAGUAUUGGGAAUUUAUUUAAAUGUUUGUAGUAAAAACAAAACUUUGAGACAAAACUUGACCAGUGCCCCAAAGAGAAUAAUUGAUUAUUUUUCAAAUUGUUUUUCAUCAAAACAACCAUCAAGAACUCUUCUAAGCGUUUAG
This is a messenger RNA of Frankliniella occidentalis (western flower thrips), 1425 nucleotides long. It is a transcript of the gene Papst2, whose product is annotated as adenosine 3'-phospho 5'-phosphosulfate transporter 2. Gene Ontology annotation, cellular component: endoplasmic reticulum membrane; Golgi membrane. Gene Ontology annotation, biological process: transmembrane transport. The transcript has 8 exons. The coding region runs from base 307 to 1425 and encodes 372 amino acids. Gene Ontology annotation, molecular function: 3'-phosphoadenosine 5'-phosphosulfate transmembrane transporter activity. The record is from RefSeq and is a predicted model, not a curated record. NCBI's taxonomy places the organism in Eukaryota, Metazoa, Arthropoda, Insecta, Thysanoptera, Thripidae.